AUGGUUGAUACAGACUCAGAUACAGAAUUAACACUUUCAGCACAUGCAUUAGCGGCUUUACAAGAAUUCAAGCAAGAAGAAAAGCAGCGUCAAGAAGAGUUCCAAAGUUUAUAUACAGCUGCUGAUGAAAAAUUCGAAAAACAAAACUUGAAAGGAAUGGAGUUGUUUAAAGAAGAUUGGCAGUUGUCCCAAUUUUGGUACAGCGAUGAAACUGCCGACUUAUUGGCAGAUGCGUUACUAGAAGGUGCAGACGAAGAAACUGUGGUUGCGAUUGUUAGUGCACCAUCUGUUUUCGCUUCAAUUAAAAAGAAAGAUCCAGCUACUUUGCCCACAAAGAAGAUAUAUCUUUUCGAAUACGAUAAGCGGUUUGAAGUAUUGGCAGGAAAAGACUACUUCUUUUACUAUGACUAUUUUAAACCACUAGAUUUUAAUGAUAAGCUGAAAGGAAAAGUGCAUAGAUUGUUGAUUGAUCCUCCAUUUUUAACGGAUGAUUGUCAAACAAAAUCAUCCAUCACUGCCAAGGCAUUAUUGGUCUCGGAUAAGGCACAAAAAACGAAAACAGGUGCUUUGAAAUAUCGCUUGGUGUCUUGUACGGGAGAAAGGAUGAAAAAUGUAAUAUCCAGGGCUUAUCCUGAUACACAUAUCACCACAUUCCAUCCAGAGCAUGCCAAUGGAUUAUCCAAUGAGUUUAGAUGCUAUGCUUCGUUUGAAUGGGCCAAAUGGAAAUUCGAAUGCGAUUAA
Saccharomycodes ludwigii is the source of this 741-nucleotide messenger RNA. It is a transcript of the gene EFM5, whose product is annotated as protein-lysine N-methyltransferase. The record is from RefSeq and is a predicted model, not a curated record. Gene Ontology annotation, molecular function: protein-lysine N-methyltransferase activity. The transcript is spliced from 2 exons. Lineage: Eukaryota; Fungi; Ascomycota; Saccharomycetes; Saccharomycodales; Saccharomycodaceae. The coding region runs from base 1 to 741 and encodes 246 amino acids.